Nasonia vitripennis (jewel wasp) is the source of this 2477-nucleotide messenger RNA. RefSeq names its product carcinine transporter. Gene Ontology annotation, cellular component: nucleus; membrane. The transcript has 6 exons. Bases 917 to 1936 code for a protein of 339 amino acids. Gene Ontology annotation, biological process: transmembrane transport. The record is from RefSeq and is a predicted model, not a curated record. Gene Ontology annotation, molecular function: histone H4K20 methyltransferase activity; protein binding; transmembrane transporter activity. NCBI's taxonomy places the organism in Eukaryota, Metazoa, Arthropoda, Insecta, Hymenoptera, Pteromalidae.
CAAUGAUUGCUGUAGUCAUGGAACAGUUACUUUAGCGGUAACGGUAGUACUACACCUGCUUUUCCAGAUGAGCUUUCAAAAUUGUUAGAAGGUACGCCUGAAAAAUCAAAUAACUUUUUUGAAAACAUUCGUUAUUAUAACAACUCAUUGUCAUUCGCUUCCUUUAAUGCUAAUUUAGUUAGUUUUCAAUCACGUCGUGUCGGACCAUACUGUUUUAAAAUUCAAGGUCAAGUAUACUACCAAAUUAAUACAGCUUUAUAUCCAUCUCAAAAUGAAAAUCCUGCAUUUGGACAACUUUUUUUCAUUGAUCAAAAUGAAGCCAUAAAUUUCAGAAUGAGUGAAGACUCUCACAUUGAUAAAACGACAAUUUCUAUUUUAGAUAAAAUUAUCAGAGAAAAUAACGUAUUUGCUAAGUCUUAUGCAAUGAUGAAGCAAGAAAUAGAAGAUCAACGUUUAUUAAUAAAUUCCAGUGAAAGAGAACCGGAAUUGCAAUUAUUAUUUUCUUUGAAACCUGGAACUGAUAGAGGUAGAUAUAAUAUUCAAAGAACAAACGAGGUAGCUGCAAUUUUUUUCGACUACUGCUGAUGGAAAAAUUCCUGAAUCAUAUGUAACAAUCAGAAACACACAUAACAAAGAAUUGCAAUGUGUCAGUUCAAUGGAUCCAAAUGUUGAACCGUGGAUAUAUCCUAUUUCUUAUCCUUAUGGAACAUUAGGCUGGCACCGAAAUAUGGAGCGAAUUCGCAUUAAUAACAAUGAUAAUAAUCGACGUGUAACGCGAAUGGCUUACACUAAAUAUAAGAUUGCUAUUAGACCAUUAACAUUUAAUCCUCUCCUUUUGGGUCGCAGAUUAUUUCAGCAAUGGGUGGUUGACUCCUAUGUAAAAAUUGAAAAAGACAGAAUCCAAUUUUGGACAUAAAUGGACAAGUUUCUUCCUGAAUCGCCGAGAUGGUUACUAACGAAAGGCCGGUUACUAGAGGCUAACGAUAUUUUACAUAAUUUAGCUCGAGUGAACGGAACAGAAAUUCCUUCUGAGUUUUGCAUGAAAAUGCACAGUCAAAUAGAACGUCAGAAAUCAAUGAUUUGUGAGGAUGACAAGAGUGGCCCUAAUGUUUUGGAUCUCUUUAAAACACCAAAUAUGCGUUUGAAAACUUGUUUAAUAACACUAAACUGGUUUGCUAACAAUAUGGUUUACGUCGGAUUGUCUUAUUACGGUCCAGCCUUGGGCAACGAGGAACAUUUAAGCUUUUUUUUCUCAUCACUUGCUGAAAUACCUAGUUACUUAGCAUGUUGGUUUGUAAUGGAUCGUUUGGGUCGCAGAUGGCCACUGUGCUUCUGUAUGGUUAUUGCUGGAGCUUCUUGUAUUGCUACUGUAUUACUACCAUCGGAUGCCGUACUGUCGACGUUAAUUUUAUUUUUAUUAUCGAAAUCAGCCAUCUCAGCAUCAUUCUUAAUCAUAUAUCCUUUUGCUGGAGAAUUAUAUCCAACACAAUUAAGAGGCAUUGCAAUCGGUUUUUCAGCGUAUAUCAGCGGAUUAGGAUUAAUUAUUAUACCAUUCGUUACAUACUUGGGUAAAGACAACUUAGUAUUACCAUUGGUUAUUAUGGGUAUUAUUUCCGUAAUAGGAGGAGUUUCCGGUUUACGUCUACCUGAAACGCUGCAUCAUCGGCUUCCACAAACAAUUGAAGAGGGAGAGUCUUUUGGAAAAAAUUGGACAUGCGCAGAUUGUUGCCAGUUUUCACCUUCAAGCUUGCCGAACAAAUCAACAUCUUAUCAAGACUUUUCAUUCUCAGAUGAUAUAGGAUUAGAUAAAGUUCAAGACGCUCUUUUUGGAGACAAGGUUAAACAAAAAAAUUUGCAGCGUUUAGUUAGACAAUCAAGCGUAAUGGAUACUCAAAGAGAUUCAGAUGGAUCCUUAAAAAUGACAUAUUGGUUCUAAUAAUGUAAUGGCAUAUUGUGUUCCAAACGCAUUAAGUGGACUUUUUGAGAUUGAAUGUGGAAUUUGCAGUACAAAGCAAGACGGGAUUACUACAACAACAUUAAGUCAAAAAGCCCAUUAAGCAUUUGGUGCACAAAAUAUUUUAUACAAUGGGCGAACUUAUUUUUGCGUCUUUUCGUGUACCUAUUAAACGGUUCUGACGUGAUUAUUUUUUGACACGACAACUACAAGCUUGUUUAAAUGCAUUACAAAUAAUUAAAGAUUACGUCUUAUUUAAGACAGUUAAAAUAUGUGCGUUGUACUCGAAUUUAAAUAAAUGCAAUAAAAUCAAAAUUUUUUAACUGCGAUCAAUAAAAACUUCUUUGCCUAAAUAUCCGAUUUUCAUUGGUCUUUGUUGAAAAAUGAAUCAUUUGAGGCCCGAUUCAUAGGUACAAAAUACGCGAAAAUCGUUUCCAUGUUAAAUAAAACAAGUAUAUAAAUAAAUAAAACAUUUAUAUUCUUUAAUGCUUAUAGAUAAAAUAUAAACUGAGAAAACAGUCAA